Phytophthora infestans T30-4 is the source of this 330-nucleotide messenger RNA. RefSeq lists its product as uncharacterized. Gene Ontology annotation, biological process: mRNA splicing, via spliceosome. The record is from RefSeq and is a predicted model, not a curated record. Bases 1 to 330 code for a protein of 109 amino acids. NCBI's taxonomy places the organism in Eukaryota, Oomycota, Peronosporomycetes, Peronosporales, Peronosporaceae. The transcript is spliced from 4 exons. Gene Ontology annotation, molecular function: pre-mRNA intronic binding; U12 snRNA binding. Gene Ontology annotation, cellular component: U12-type spliceosomal complex.
AUGAACUGCAUGGCCAAGCGCGUACUCGAAACCCAACUAGCAUCCGAGAAGGCCAUGAAGAAAUACCAGCCCGGCCAGCCUUCAAACUCACUUUAUGUGAAGAACCUCGCCAAGACAGUGGAGCUGGUCGACCUCUUCGCGGUCUUCGGUGCUGUCCUACCGCCUGAAUCUGGACUGGAAGCCCUGAACAUACGUCACUUUACUGAAGGCCGAAUGAAGUGCCAGGCCUUCGUAACAUACCCCUCAGUUGAUCUCGCAUCAAGUGCCUUACUCCACGUACACGGCGUCAUAUUAAAAGAUAAACCCUUGAUCGUGGUACUGCUUUCGUAA